Sardina pilchardus (European sardine) is the source of this 4509-nucleotide messenger RNA. RefSeq names its product intermediate filament family orphan 2a (gene iffo2a). The coding region runs from base 539 to 2257 and encodes 572 amino acids. The record is from RefSeq and is a predicted model, not a curated record. The transcript is spliced from 9 exons. Lineage: Eukaryota; Metazoa; Chordata; Actinopteri; Clupeiformes; Clupeidae.
AAUCUGAUCCCAGCAACAUUUAGAGCCAGUGGCUUGGUUUUGAAAAGCGGUGUAGCGGUCAAGACCAGACGUCCGUGCAGCAGCAGUGGCGGCGACAUCAACGUUCUCUAUUUGCGGUAGGAAUGAGAUUAAGAAUUCAAGGAGAUCUCAGCACGCAAUUAACAAUACGACUGGCAAAUCACUCUGCAGGCAAUGCGUUUUUUUAAAUAAGCGGCUGUAAGCAACAAGGGACAGGCUGUGAUGACCAUGUCGCCACUGAGGAGCGGAAUACCGUCAUGACAAUAGGAGCAUGACGUAGGAUUUGUUUUAUUUCUUCUCGGUGCGUUUGUUUUGUUUUAUUUCAUUUGUACAACGUCUUGGAUAUAGAAUGGGAACAGCAUUGCCACCCCCUUGAAGACUCCGAUAACCAAUAUGGAAGAGUGGCCUUAAUUUUUAACAGGAACACCGGCGAAAAUACAGUGGUCAAGUUGUUGUGAAUGUGAACUCAAGGAGCAGUCGUCUGGAUGAUUUCAUACCGUCCAGGUUUUCAGAGCGAAAGAUGAAUUCUUAUCUUUUUUCCGAGGCUUCAUCCAUUCCCGGUGCUGCUGCCAUCCCUGCGAAUGUUGCCUCGGGCGCUACCACUGCCCUGCGUAAUGAUUUGGGCUCCAACAUCCAUGUGUUGAAAACGCUCAACCUCCGAUUUCGUUGUUUUCUUGCCAAAGUCCAUGAGUUAGAACGCAGGAAUAAAUUAUUAGAGACUCAACUACAGCAGGCUGUACAUCAAGCUCGCUACAGAGCACUUUUCAGUCGUGAUCAAGCCACUCAGACGUUUGACACUGCCUUGCACCUUCCCAUAGCGAGUCACCUCAGACAGUCGCGGCUCCCUGGUACGAUAUGGAAUUUCACGCAUGUGAGAAGACAUGGGGAACGGCUCGAAACUCUCCACAGUCCUGGAGUUUCAUGGAUGCAUCCAGAUGGGGUUGGGGUUCAAAUCGACACCAUCACCCCAGAAUUGCGGGCCCUGUACAACGUGUUGGCCAAAGUCAAGCGAGAGAGAGACGAGUACAGAAGAAGAUGGGAGGAAGAGUUGUCAAAACGACAACAGAUGGAGUCUAUGGUGGAGACUUUGCAGGAGAAUGCCCAGGAGUCGGAUUCCAUCCAGACCGAGCUCACAGAGAAGGUUGAGCAUCUUAAAUCGGAGCUGGUGGUCUUCAAGAGCCUCAUGACAGAUCAAAUGUCCGACCUGGACACUAAGAUCCAGGAGAAGGCCAUGAAGGUGGACAUGGACAUCUGCCGACGCAUCGACAUCACCGCUAAGCUGUGCGACGUGGCCCAGCAGAGGAACUCCCAGGACAUGAGCAAGAUGUUCCACGUCGGCCCCUCCAGGGCCCCUCCUGACCAGAGCAAGGGGGCUAUGGUGUGCAGGAGGAAGGAGCCCAAGGCAGGGUCUGAUGAGAGCUGUCCAGAGGCUCCAGAGCUGGAGGCGGAGGCCUCUCUGCCUGAGGAGGACUUGCCUGGCUCCCUCAACAUCACAGACGAGAUGAAACGCAUGCUCAACCAGCUAAGUGUUUCAGAUAAUUCCUUUGUUGCCAGGCGGGAGACGUUUGACUUUGACGACGACUGCGACAGUCUGGCCUGGGAGGAGACGGAGGAUACGCUGCUGCUGUGGGACGACUUCUGCAACUACAGCUCCCCCGUCCCCACCACUGCUAUGGCCUGCAGUAGUCAUGGAGACGCCCCAGACACAGUGUCCAAUGAUGCAAGCCUUGGCAGUUUGAUUGAUGAGACUGAAACGCUGUUCAAGGACAGAGAGAAGGAAUACCAUGAGACCAUUGGGCAGAUUGAGCUGGAGCUGGCCACAGCCAAGAACGACAUGAACCGGCACCUGCACGAGUACAUGGAGAUGUGCAGCAUGAAGCGCGGGCUGGACGUGCAGAUGGAGACCUGCAGGAGGCUCAUCAAGGGCUCCGAGCCCAACGGGGCCAACGGCAGGAGUUCUCCCUCAUUCAGCUCUGUAGCCAGCAGCGACUCAGGGAACACCGAUGACAUCCCAGACGAGCUGGAGAAAGACGGAGACAGAGACAGCGAGAAAGACGGAGAGAAAGACGGGGAAAGAAAUGGAGAGAGUGAUGGACAGAGAGACGGUGCGCAAGAGGGAGCGACCGCAGAGGACGGAGAGAAACCGAGUGAAAAUGGACAGACAGAGACGGACACAGAGACGCCGAAGGACGAGGAGGAGAAGAAGGGUCAAACAGACAAGGAGGCAAACAGCAGCUGAUGCCUCUGUCCACAUCCACACUCCACAACUCAGUGUCCAAAACCUUUAUCUCUAUUUUUUCACAGGACUUCAAGGGAGUCUCUUAAUGACUCUUCAACGCAAGUGUUGGUGCUUUAAAAAAAAAAAGAUAAUGAUAAAGAAACUCUUUGGGAACAGAUUGAAUCUCCUGCUUCAAAGGCUUACAAUAGGAUACAGGCAGACGAGAUGGUGUUUCAGCUGCAGGCUCCUUGUCACCUGCGCUGCCCUGGCAUGGCGACACACACUCACACACACGCGCACACACAUACACACACACACACACACACACGCACACACACGCACACACACGCACACACACAUCAUUCACUCCUCUGGGGCUGCAGCUGCCAUUAUGGUCCAAUUAACAUAAACACGGAAUGUCCAACACAGUACCGUCAUUGUCAGUCAAAGCAAGGCACCUUUGGUGUAACAUUAUGACUUUUGACAGGUGUGAGUCAUCCAUGUAGAGAACAUCUAGUGAUGGGGUGCGGCACUUCCUUCUUCCUGCGUUCACCUUUGUUUGGUGUAGGCUACGCAUUGUAAGCUGAACCAUACUGGCAGCUCAGCACACGUCAGAGUUACACGUCACUGUUCAUAAACCGGUCACAAUCACCUGUAAAGAGGCCUGUUAUGGCUACCUGACUACCUGGUACGCACCCAUCCCAGUCAUCUGUGGCAUGAAAUGUCAAAGGCCAAUUCAGACAUUUCAUACCAAACACAAUUCACACCAAAAGACAAUCCUGUCCAUAUCAUGUUCUUAAUUCAGAGGAAAAAAAUGACAAUAAUCAGGGGAUGCUCUCAAAAAAAGGCUCUGUUUUGAGCCGUGUUGCCACUGAAGCGCUAGGUGUGUCCGUGCCGUCGUGUGCUAAUGUGUUCAGCACUCUGACCUGCGGCGGUGCCGUGUCCACUCCGGUGGGCCGGCCGCCGUCGCUCAACUAAAGAAGCAGUAACACUGUGUACCAAGUACUAUGCAAUAAGCUUGCCUUAUUUUCAAACUAACUUUUCCUGUCAAGUGUAAAUUCUGUCUCUUUUGUUGCCGGGCAGAUUUUUUGUUCUGCAUUUGUUAACAGAAAUGCCUUUUUUAAGAUGUAGACUUCUCUGUUAUGGGAUUACGGCCAUGAACUGGAACAGACUCAUGUCAGAAGUUAAAUUCUUAAUUCUAAAGUUAAGCCCACUGUGCCUACUAAUACCCACUUAUACUCCUCUAUCUCCGAUUUCAAUAGCCUUAUUACAUUUGUUCAUAUUAAUUUCUGCAUAUUGUAGCAUUUGGUUGUGUUCUUUACACACCUGCUUUACUUAUGUUGAAUGGGUUGCUCACAUUAUAUCACAUUGCUUCACAACAAUGUGAUUACAAUUUUCAUCAAAUCAUGGUUCUGAAUGUUAUAUUCAGUAUGUUGUCAUAUGUAAUGUAUUCUGUCCCAGUAUUUCUGGGAUAUGGUUAAUAAUUUAGCAUUACUAUUGUAGCAUUUUGGCUGUAGUUGCCAGUGUACAUUUUUAUAGUAAUCUAGUUUAUGUCAUAAAUGAUUUUUAAAUAAGAAGAAUGGAAGAAUCCCUGCUAUCUGCUUUGUCUUCAUGAAAAGAGCUUUCAAAAAUGACCUCUUCUCCUUUUACUGUAGGUUUAUUUAAAUCUUUUUAAAUGAUUUCCUGUGCCUAACAGUGUAUCUAAAUGUUAUUUUUAGUCUUAUCUUAUUAGUUCAGUCUUAUCUACAGUACCUGCCUUCACUGUGGCAAUGAGGCAUGGGAGCAGUUUAAAAAGGGAAUUCAGCAGCACUGCAAGAUGUCGAUUCUCAUUUGUUUUUUUUGCGGUGUCUGUUUGCUUAUAGACAGACAUACCUUCUGUGUAUUUAUGGUUUUAAAGGGCUGCCCAGCUUACUGCAGUAUGCUUGCUUUGAGCUGCAACUUCAGGGGUUUGGUCACUACUGGAGAAAAAUCAAAACAACCUCUGAGGGUAUUUUCUAGAAUUCUAAAGAAUAUUAGCCAUUCCAUUUUUGUCUUCAGCUGAGUUGUCUUUGACCAAGUGUCCUUGACACUGUACUGUUUUAUUUCCAAAUCUGUACAAAUAGAAAGUUGCCUUUCCUUUGUAAUGUAAUAAUAGAGAGCAAAAAGGGAGACAAUAUUAUAAAUAAAUAUGUGAGUAUGGAGGAGCAUGGCUUUGAUUUGUUUUGAGAAUGUCAUAUGGCAAAGUUGCCCUCUUUCAGUCUGUUUUGUCAGGGUUUUAUUAAAAUGGUAUUUGC